Molecule: messenger RNA, 675 nt
Organism: Ostertagia ostertagi
Lineage: Eukaryota; Metazoa; Nematoda; Chromadorea; Rhabditida; Trichostrongylidae
Source: the annotation of a GenBank genome assembly
UUUUUCAGCAGUGACGAGGAAGAGUUUUAUGACGCUGAUGAAGAGCUGAUCGAUCUGGACAAGCAUUGGAAUGGAUCUCACGAACGUCACUACCAACUCAUCUUGGAACGCGCUCUUUUGAAAUGUAUCGCGGAUUUCUUCGCUCAUCCUGACGCCUUUGUAGCCACCGUAGAAUUGGAAACUCCGCAAGAAAGAUUUAUAUCGGUGGUGAGGUACUACCUGAAUGCCUUCUAUGCUGCGAGGAAAAGUGGUGUAGCAAAGAAGCCGUACAAUCCUAUUCUUGGAGAGACCUUCCGUUGCCGUUACAAACUACCCGACGAAAAUUCCAGCUAUAACCUACCAGACGCUUCACCAAGUGGUGAGAAGACAGAUAGCGGUCCUUUUCCUGGCUCGGAUAUAAACCAGCUGACGUUUAUCGCCGAACAGGUAAGCCAUCAUCCUCCAGUUUCCGCGUUCUAUGCUGAACAUCCGGCGAAACGGAUAUCUUUCAAUGCACAUAUCUAUACGAAGUCAUCGUUCUUAGGAUUAUCGAUUGGUGUUGCCAAUAUCGGUAGCGGUACAGUUAUACUGCACGACUUUGACGAACGCUAUACUGUAACGUUUCCGAGCGGGUAUGGCCGUUCUAUUAUGAGCACUCCUUGGGUUGAACUCGGUGGUAAGGUGAGUUGUGAUUAG